CCACAAACGCGCCAAUCUACAUACAAAUGACCGAAAUACAAACCGUAUUAUAAUCUCGACAAGAAGUAGCUGUAAACACAGGGAUACUAACGUUUUUAAUUCUGUGGAAUAUUGCUAUAAUUUUUGGAAUAUAAAAUCCUACUUGUGCUUCUAUUCAUGCGAGGGAUUUCUUUAUUAUAUUUAAACUGGAAACCAUAUAGAGAAAGGGAGUAGAUUUCUACUGGCUGCAACCAGAGGAAAGUGUUACAGUGUGUCUUGGAUUUUUAAAGAAUUAGUGUACAUUUAAUCUGCAAUGGCUGAUCAACUGACAGAAGAGCAGAUUGCAGAAUUUAAGGAAGCAUUCAGUCUAUUUGACAAGGAUGGUGAUGGCACCAUCACAACAAAAGAGUUGGGAACUGUGAUGAGGUCACUAGGUCAGAAUCCAACAGAGGCCGAAUUACAAGACAUGAUCAACGAAGUAGAUGCAGAUGGUAAUGGUACAAUAGACUUUCCAGAAUUUUUAACCAUGAUGGCAAGAAAAAUGAAAGACACAGAUUCAGAGGAGGAGAUUCGUGAAGCAUUCCGAGUUUUUGAUAAGGAUGGCAACGGUUUCAUAAGUGCAGCUGAAUUGAGGCAUGUGAUGACAAAUUUGGGGGAGAAAUUAACUGAUGAAGAGGUAGACGAAAUGAUCAGGGAAGCAGAUAUUGAUGGUGAUGGACAAGUUAACUAUGAAGAGUUUGUCACGAUGAUGACGUCCAAGUAACAUGAUAUCCUGUGGUCAUUUUCUCCUUUCAAUCUUAUCUUUCGUCAUGUUAAAACUGCAGGCUCAAUGUGUACAGUGCAUGGUUAAGUCCUGUACUGUAGACAGCCACAGAUGGACAUGCAGCAGACACCUGUCACCCAGGACUAUUGACCACUAUGUACAGUUUGUAAUAUAUUCUGGCCAUGUAUAGGGGGUUACAUUCUUUCCCCUUUAUUCAUGUAUUUUGUGGGUACUUUGCCCAAUUUAAGUCAUUGUAGUUUGUCAAGUCUUUAGUGUAGAUUUGGGCUAUUACUAAUACUUCAGAACUGGCUAGAAUGGAAUACUGAUCACACCAGAUUACUAGGUCUAUAGUAAUGUUUACACCAAAAAUCAUGAAGAAAAUAAUGUGUUGUAAUAGCCAAAAAAAAAAAGUUGGAAAUUGUUAACUUGUAAAGGUGAAAAAUUACAUUACAAUUGUCUUGUUUUCUUUUUAUUUGUAAAUAGUCUUGAAACUGAAUGAAGAGUAAUAACUAUUUUGUUUGGGGUUUUAUGCUGCAAGAAUAAAUAGAAUGACGUUCUAGCCAGUGUCUCUUUCUAGCUUGUAUAUCAUUGCAUUUGACAAAACAAAGACUGUUUACUGCUUGUUCUGCUGCAAGGAUAAGCCUUAUCUCUUGGUAAAUUUUGCUACAUUUUUUUUUUUUUUUUUUUUACCAUGUUUGGUUUUUUUCAUAAGGAAUACUAUAAUAGCUGUUGUUGUUUUUGGUGGCUAGAUUCAUGGGUUUUUUUUGUUUUUUCUUGAACUGAUUCGGGAAGUUUUAUGGUGGCUUUAAAUUUGCCCAAACAGUUUUACGCAGCAAAUACUGUUCUGUUAUGGGAGAAAGUUACAGGACACGAGUAAUUGAUAUAAAAUUAUUUUGAGGUGGUAUUGCAAAUUGAUGGUUCUUUUACUAACUAGUUGCAUUGUGUUUGAGACCUUCAUUUGCUUCACCGAAUGAUACUUCAUUGUUGAUAACACACUUGAUCCACUGUCGGUUUUAUGUCUUGUUCUAACAUCUUCUAAUCAUCAUCAUUCACAUCGAUAAAUGUUGUGUUUCCAAUGGAGAUGUACAUUUUAUUUCUGCCUUUUGAUCAAUUUUUCUUAUCUAUGUUCUUUUAAAAACAUUUGAUUAUAUCAUGGAUCUCAUUGUGUCAUAAAUCAUGUAAAUCCAUAA
Molecule: messenger RNA, 1932 nt
Organism: Gigantopelta aegis
Lineage: Eukaryota; Metazoa; Mollusca; Gastropoda; Neomphalida; Peltospiridae
Product: calmodulin
Exons: 5
Coding region: 293-742 (149 amino acids)
Molecular function (GO): enzyme regulator activity; calcium ion binding
Source: RefSeq, a predicted model, not a curated record